ACAAUCUAAUCUUGACUUGACUUGAGGGGGGAGACAGAUGGAUCUAGUCUGGGAGACGAAGGAGGCUCCAGUUCACGCACGUGUAUCCUCUCCGCUUCUUUCUCUUUUAUUUCUAUUUUUGGUUCCAUUUCUAUUUUUCGCUUACGUGAGAAUCAAACUCCUUUCAAUUAUUACUCGACCACGGAUGGUUAUGACCAGACACCGUUCUGGCUCUGAUUGCUAAUUUUUUCUCUGAUGGAGGAUGUGAAAAUUACUGAAGUUAUAUCUCCUCUGGAACCUUCUUCAACAUCCCAAGAUAAUGGUCCUUCUCAUGGUGAAGCUUCAUCAAGCCAUGCGACAAAUGCAAAUGUAGAACUUGAUCAAGUUGCCAUGAAAGACGAUUCAGUUGAUAAAACAGAGAUAUACCACCAAGGUGCAUUGAAGGAUGAUUCCAAAUCAGAAGCAACACAAAAUGUGCUGAAUGUACAGGAUGAAUCUCGAGAGAAAACUGCAGGCGUCAAAAUUUCCUCGAAUGGUCCACAAGAUCAAGAGAAAACCGAAGACAUACAGAAUUCCUCAGAUGGACAGAAAUCUCAAAGAAAAACUGAACCCGUACCUAAUUCUUCUGGUGUACGGCAACCUCAAGAUCCUAUCAGCAGUCCUCAUGUCCAUGUUGAUGAUGGUAUACCUGCUACUUCCUCUCCUAUUGAAAGAGCACAAUUCGAGGAACAUGCUCUGCCCCAUGUAAAGGUUAGAGUGCAGCAAGAUGAGCUUGCUUCUCCUCAUGCAAAUGUUGCCAGUCCUGAUUUCAGGACACCGAAUUCUACUGAUUCUCCUCGGCUUUUUAAGCAGAGUGACAUGAACAGAGGUCUAAUUGAUACGGCAGCACCUUUUGAAUCUGUUAAAGAAGCUGUUUCCAAGUUUGGAGGAAUUGUUGAUUGGAAAGCCCAUAGAAUCCAGACUGUAGAGAGACGCAAACUUGUAGACCAAGAACUAGAGACGGUACAGGUGGAGAUGCCUGAGUACAAGAAACGGUCAGAGGCUGCUGAAGAGGAAAAAAUACAAGUUCUUAAGGAGCUGGACAGCACUAAGAGACUUAUUGAAGAGCUAAAGCUCAAUCUGGAGAGGGCACAGACUGAAGAGCAUCAGGCAAAACAAGAUUCUGAGCUUGCCAAGCUCAGGGUGGAAGAAAUGGAACAGGGGAUUGCUGAUGAAGCUAGUGUUGCAGCCAAGGCACAACUUGAGGUUGCUAAAGCCAGGUACUCAGCUGCGGUGUCAGAACUAAAGACUGUUAAUGAUGAGGUGGAAGCACUGCACAAGGAAUAUGCUUCUUUGGUCAGUGAGAAAGAUGAAGCUGUUAAAAAAGCUGAAGAUGCUGUUUCUGCAUCCAGGGAAGUUGAGAAGACUGUAGAGGAACUUACAAUCGAGCUGAUUGCUACCAAGGAAUCCUUAGAGUCUGCGCAUGCUGCUCAUAUGGAAGCAGAGGAGCAAAGAAUAGGAGCAACCAUGGCCAAGGAGCAAGAUUCUCUUCAUUGGGAGAAGGAGUUAAAGCAAGCAGAAGAGGAGCUCCAAAGACUUAACCAACAAAUUCUUUCAGCAAAGGAUCUCAAAUCAAAACUAAACACUGCUUCAGCUUUGCUCGUUGAUUUGAAAGCUGAACUAGCAGCUUAUAUGGAAUCUAAAACAAAGGAGGGAACUGAAGGAAAACCAAAAGCUGAGCAGCAGGAACCAGAGAAAACAACUCACACCGACAUACAAGCAGCAGUUGCUUCAGCAAAGAAGGAACUGGAAGAAGUAAAACUCAACAUUGAGAAAGCAACUGCAGAAGUAAAUUGCUUGAAGGUGGCUGCCAUAUCGUUACAAACAGAGCUGGAAAAAGAAAAAUCAUUGUUUUCUGCAAUCAAGCAGAGAGAAGGAAUGGCCUCAGUAACAGUUGCUGCUCUUCAGGCUGAGCUGGACAAGACUAGGUCGGAAAUAGCCCUGGUUCAGAUGGAAGAGAAAGAAGCCAGAGAAAAGACAGUUGAGAUUCCCAAGCAACUGCAACUAGCAGCGGAAGCAGCUGAUGAGGCCAAGUCACUCGCUCAAAUGGCUCGUGAAGAGCUAUGCAAAGCGAAGGAAGAAGCAGAACAAGCAAAAGCUGGUGCAAGUACGAUGGAGAGUAGAUUACUUGCAGCUCAAAAGGAAAUAGAAGCUGCCAGAGCCUCUGAAAAAUUGGCUUUAGCAGCGAUCAAAGCUUUGGAAGAGAGUGAAUCAGCUCAAAGCACCAAUAAUGUGGAUUUACCUACCAGUGUAACACUCUCUCUAGAAGAGUACUAUGAGCUCAGCAAGCGUUCCCAUGAAGCAGAGGAGCAGGCCAACCUGAGGGUAGCAACUGCUAUUUCUCAGAUCGAAGCAGCCAAGGAAUCAGAGUCAAGAACCGCCGAGAAGUUGGAACGAGUGAAUCAAGAGAUGACCGCAAGAAAGGAAGCUCUGAAAAUUGCAUUGGAUAAGGCUGAGCAGGCGAAGGAAGGGAAGUUGGGUGUAGAACAGGAGUUGAGAAAGUGGAGGGCUGAGAAUGAGCAACGACGUAGGGCUAGCAAUUCUGGUCUGGGAGCUGCAAACCCCAAUAAAAGCCCAAGGGAAAGCUUCGAGGUCAGGAAAGAAUCAAAGAGUGUUGAUCGUGUACUGGAUGCCGCCGUGGAUUAUGUUUCAAAUCCAAAAUCAAAUGUACCUGGAAGUAACGCUGGAACCGAUUCCUCUCCAGAAGUAAAGGCUCCAAGGAAGAAGAAGAAAUCGCUGUUCCCGCGAUUUUUAUUGUUUUUUGCGAGGAAAAAAUCACAUCCUUCCAAGACAGGAUAACUUCGAUGCACUGUCCUUCUUGUCAUGAUUUACCUCUCUUUACUGGGUAUUUUUUUUCACAUUGAUAGGAAAAGAUGAGAGUUCGUGGUUAAAUGUAAAUGUUUGUGAAUCGUGCAUUACAAGUUCAUUGGUUUAUAUUUUUGUCUCACUGAUUCAUGAUAUACAUGUAGGCUUUUGGACUUUCGACCAUCGAAUCGAAUCAUUGUAAAGGUGUGAGAUUGGUUUAAUCAAAGAAUUUUGUCAA
This is a messenger RNA of Populus trichocarpa (black cottonwood), 3061 nucleotides long. RefSeq names its product protein WEAK CHLOROPLAST MOVEMENT UNDER BLUE LIGHT 1. NCBI's taxonomy places the organism in Eukaryota, Viridiplantae, Streptophyta, Magnoliopsida, Malpighiales, Salicaceae. The coding region runs from base 235 to 2817 and encodes 860 amino acids. The record is from RefSeq and is a predicted model, not a curated record. The transcript is spliced from 3 exons.